AUGGCGACCUCAUCAGUUCCGUCUGCGACCCCCCAGGCGGUCAUGACCUUGAUUUCCAAGCUCAAUGAUGCUGAUCCCGAUUUUCGAUUUAUGAGUUUGAACGAUCUUCUGCAGGUUUUGACAAACGCUAAGCCCGAUUUCCUUCACCAUGACUACAAUAUUGCAGCGAGGACCGUCGACAACAUCGUCAAGGCCUUGGAUGACCAGAAUGGCGAGGUCCAGAACUUGGCAAUCAAGUGCCUGGGCCCUCUAGUUUCCAAAGUUCCAUCCCCCAUUAUUGCGCCGAUGAUCGAGAAGCUGUCGUUGCUGAAGCUUAAGAACUCUGUCGACAAUGCCGUUCCGUCUCUCGCCCUGCGACAAGUCAUCAUCGCCCUACCUCGACCGGUGCCCGGCUUGCCCACCAGCCAGGAGGUACAAGAAGCCUACAAUGCCGUGAGCCGGGUGCUUAUACCCCGCCUUAUCGGGCCCGGGGGCAGGCAGCCCAGCACAGCACAUAUUGAUCUGCCCCCGGUUCCCGAGGGCAUGCUUCAGAACGAGGGCGACCUCAACGCCGAGUCAGUAGACGUUCUCAUCGAGGUUGUGCGGUGCUUCGGCCCGAUGCUGCAACCUGUGGAGGUCGAGGCCAUGCAGGAAAUUGUCAUCGCUCUCCUUGAGAACGAGAAGGGCGGCUCAGUCGUUAAGAAGCGAGCUGUUGUUGCCAUUUCCAUGCUCGCCGUAUACCUCGCAGAGAGCCAUCUCGUUGGUGUUGUCCGGAGAAUCACAGAAGGCCUUGGCCGGAAGCUGAGCCCAGUAACCCGACGCCUGUAUAUCUCCAUCCUGGGCAGCAUGGCCCGGUCGAUUCCCUCUAGAUUCGCCCCUCAUAUCUCGGAGACCGCACCAUUUAUCCUCAAGGCCCUGAAUGAGGAGGAGCUACAGGUUCACCUGGAGCAGCUGAGCGAUGGUGAUGAUCUUGGCCAGGACUUUAACGAAGUCCGUGAAGCGGCGCUAAUUGCCCUCGAAGCCUAUUUGGCAUCUUGUCCCCAGGAGACUAAGCCGUUUACUGAUGACAUGAUUUCUGCAUGCCUUCGAUAUCUUAAGUAUGAUCCUAAUUACGCAGUGGAUGACGAUGAUACGGAUAUGGACGAAGACGAGGAGGCUGAGGAAGAUGAGGAUGAUGAAUUCGACGACGAUGACGGAUUCGAGGAUGACGACGACGACGCGAGUUGGAAGGUACGCAGAUGCGCAGUCAAGACCAUCUAUACGCUGAUUGCUACACGAGGAAGUGGUGACUUGCUGGAGAAUGGCGUCUUAUACGGCCAGACGGCGGCCCCACUGAUUAAGAAGAUUGAUGAAAGAGAAGAGAAUGUGAGGCUGGAGGUAAUCUCUACUCUGUCUCUGCUGAUUCGAAAGACGGGCGAAGGACUUCACAUUGCCGAAUCAUUAGAUGAUUUGGAGGAUGAUGUGGUUGCCCAGAUGCCCAUUAGUAGGAAGAGGAGAAGGCAGAGCAGUAUUGUGGCACCAUCCCAGCCCCUUGCAGGAAUCGCGUCGCCUACUCAGGAAAAGGUCCCCCUGAGCGGACCGCAAACAGACCUUGCCAAGCUCACGCCGGCAAUUGUCAAGGCAGCAACGAAACAUCUCAAGGGCAAGGCCGUCCCCACCAAGCAGGCCAUCAUCAACCUCCUGGACGAUAUCGUCUCCGUUCAGAGGGGAGGUCUAUCUGACCACCUCGGUGAUAUCAUUGGACCUGUCACUGAUGCGAUCAAGCAGGCGACUGCUAGUGUCUCAUCUUCAUUGGCAUCUGCAGGCGGAUCUGCCUCUGUAACCCACAGCACCCUUCGUGUUGCGGCUUUGAAGCUGGCUAGCGAUAUCUCUAAGACACACUCUUCUACGCAUCUGCAGCCAUUCCUUGCAAAGAUCGUCACAGCUGUGACAGCUGCUGUCCAUGACCGGUUCUACAAGAUAUCCAGCGAGGCCGUGCGGACCGUCGAGGAACUUAUUAAGACCAUCACUCCUCCGCGGGCAAAGGGUGUAAGCGCGCAUUUCAAGGAUGAGCUUGACAAAUUGUACGAGGUUAUUGUCGACCGAGGGUCAGCCAGUGAUGCUGAUGCUGAAGUUCGCCAGCGUGCUAUCCACGCCUUGGGCGUGCUCAUCUCGCGCACUUCGAGUCCUGAGGGCGCUGCUCUCUUGCCAGCUACCAAGCGAGCAGCGGCUCUUGGCAUUCUUCAGGAGAGACUCAAGAAUGAGACUACUCGCCUGGCAGCUGUCCGUGCUGUCGACCAGGUGUCAGCUUCUGCACACUCUCCUGACCAGCUCGACCGGACUUGGAUUCAAGAUGUUGCACUGGAAUUGUCUGCUCAGUUACGGAAGGCAAACCGGGCGCUGCGUGGAUCUAGCAUCAUGGCUCUUAAGCAUCUGGCCCUGUCAAAAGCUGCUGCAGGCGCGCUUGAGCCGGACACUAUCAAGGGUAUUGUUUCGUCUCUGAUGCCGGCCAUAACAAACAACGACACCCACCUUCUCGGACCUGCCCUGGCCAUUCUCACUAGCCUUGUAUCUGAGCACUCAGAUUUGGUCGUCACCAAUGAACUCAUCGAUGCUCUUUGCGCACUCCUCAAGACCAACUAUGCCAGCAUUGUCUUGGACCAGCUCCUCGACUUGAUGCAUGCUAUCGGAAAGACUGGUUCCGGCGGUCCUUUGAUGAAAGGACUCCUCACUCAAGUUAGCGUCCUGGGAGACUCAUCUGUUGUAGGCAAGAUCAUAGGAACACUUCUUGUCGCAGGUGGAGGUUCCGUAGGAGUCACAGUGGAUGAUUUCAUCAAAGAGCUCAACAACAAUGCUGACCAGCCGGAUGAGGCUCGGAUCAGUCUCGCUCUGGCGGUUCUAGGAGAGGCAGGAAAGGGUCUUGGUGCUGAAUCACCGCUCAAGCCCCAGCUCUUCCUUGGUCAAUUCCGACCAGAGCCAGACAAGGUGUCUCUGUCGGCUGCCCUUGCACUCGGCAGGGCGGGAUCUGGUAACGUCGGCGAGUUCUUGCCUGUGGUGCUUGAAAAGAUGAAUGAGGGUGGCAGCACCCAGUAUCUGCUUAUCCAGUCCCUGAAGGAGAUUCUGCACUCCAUCUCAUCGCUCUCGUCUGGAGUAGAGGCUUAUGCUUCUAGCAUUUGGGAGAAGCUACGCCAAGCUUCUACUGAUGCUGACAACAAGGUUGUUUGUGCUGAGUGCGCUGGUCGACUGGUGGCUCUCAACCCGGCCGAGUUCAUCCCGCAGCUCCAAGCUCUUCUCUCUGUUGAAUCCCCAAGCAUCCGUGGCAUGGCCAUCCAGGCUAUUCGAUAUACUCUUCCCGAAAGCGACGAGGCUUUCGAUGCUAUGCUACGCCAGGUGCUCGUGGAUAUGCUCCUUGCCGUCCUGCAGGAUAAGGAGUUAGAGAACCGCCGACUUGCUAUGAUGACCCUCAACUCUGCUACCCACAACAAGCCAGACCUGAUUCUGCCUAGCCUGGGCAAAUUGGUCCCCUACGUUUUAGAAGAGUCUAUCAUCAAGCCCGAACUUGUCAGAGAGGUGAUGCUUGGUCCCUUUAAGCACAAGGUUGACGAUGGCCUGGAAGUUCGAAAGAGCGCAUACGAGACCCUGUACGCCCUCAUGGAAACGGCAUUCAGCCGUAUCAACAACAUUGACUUUUACGAUCGCGUAAUCGCUGGUCUUAAGGAUGAUAAUGAUAUUAGACAGCUCUGCAACCUCAUGAUCACGAAGCUGGCGGCCAUUGACCCAGACGAGACAGCUCGAAGACUGGACGCGAUUGCAGAGGCAUUCCGGGCUGUGCUUUCUGUCAAGCUUAAGGAAAACGCCGUUAAGCAGGAGGUUGAGAAGCAAGAGGAGGCCAUCAAGAGCACCCUUCGCGUGACGCUCAUCCUGGGCGAGAAGAUGAAAACGGUGACCGGAAACGCAGGAGCAGCAACAAGCAAUGCGGGCGCAGUGGGCGCCUGGACCUCGUACUGGGAGUGGACUGCUAAGGACUUCGACAAGCAGCUUAGAGCACUGCGUGAGGAGACCAAGGAGACUCGCAUGGCUUGA
Messenger RNA from Clonostachys byssicola, 4041 nucleotides. Lineage: Eukaryota; Fungi; Ascomycota; Sordariomycetes; Hypocreales; Bionectriaceae. The record is from the annotation of a GenBank genome assembly.